This is a messenger RNA of Stereum hirsutum FP-91666 SS1, 5640 nucleotides long. RefSeq names its product RdRP-domain-containing protein. Lineage: Eukaryota; Fungi; Basidiomycota; Agaricomycetes; Russulales; Stereaceae. Bases 1 to 3840 code for a protein of 1279 amino acids. Gene Ontology annotation, biological process: siRNA processing. Gene Ontology annotation, molecular function: RNA-directed RNA polymerase activity. The transcript is spliced from 10 exons. The record is from RefSeq and is a predicted model, not a curated record. Gene Ontology annotation, cellular component: nuclear RNA-directed RNA polymerase complex.
AUGUCUUCAACCGUUUGUUUCUCACGUUUCCACUCAGCCAAUCGCUCAGUACAAUCGCGUCAGCGAGACAUCACGCUUCUCUUCAGGCGCUACGCCACAGUAAUUCGGACAACGACAUAUACUCUUCUUCAGGCUCCAUUGCCUCCCCCUGCGGAUCGAUCCUCUAUUCACCAAGUCUUCAUGAGGAACAUCUCGUACGCUGCCGAUGAACACGAUUGUAAAGUCGCCCUUGCCCCACUACUACAUAGACCUCCCUUUCCCUCCGACCGUCCCAUCAACUUCGACAUCCGACUCUUCUCCAAGCGCGGAAAUCAGGGGCAUACGGGUUGCGGUCUUUUGACUCUCCCCACAGUGGACGUAGCGAAUACCUUUCUUCGCACCUACGGAAGAGGUGUCUCUAUUCGUUCCCGCGUUGUCGCAUUCUGUCCAAGCACAAAACAACCGGACCAAGGGCUGAUCAAACGAGUAGCGGAUACUGAUUGGGUCGACCCGCAAAUUCUCCAGGAGAGGCGGAGGCACAUGGAGAGUAUAUCAGGGUCGAUAUCGCUCUCAAGUUUCUCAUUCGGGCGUCUUUGUCACGAUGGAACAUUUUCCGUCGAACUCGAAGGUUUAGACCAUACGAGCCGCAUCUCCUGUGAUGCCGUCAAUCGACAAAUACGAAUCACUUCCCAUAUGCCCCAGUCGGAUGUGACGGACAGUCUUAGUAUUUGGUUUCGAGCAUCGCAGGUCGUAGCACUUGCGUGCCCGCCAUCUUCGACAAACGACGGUGUCCAUCACAUUUUCCUCGAAGCUACGCAGCCCCCUGUCUUGGAAGUCCAAAAGACAUCACCUCCUCCACAGCGCGUUUCAUCGUUCAACGAUUCGCCGAUCAUUCCCGCCACACGUUUCAUGCUUCUUUCCUUUGACAACCCAGGCGAUAUGAACACUUUCCUAGCCCGAGCGAGGAAUCUUCACAUUCGCCGUCCGCUGGCUUUGGAUAUACCAAUUGCCCAGAAGAAGCUCUACUCACCGUCGUCUCUCGAGCAGAUGGACCAUUUAUUGUCGACAUUGCCGUAUCGACUAGCCUUCGAGGCCGACAAAGCCAUCGCAAGCUCGAUUCUGGAUCCAGAAGAGCUGCUCGGGCUGGGUCCUGCGAUCACACAGCUGCAGGAUGACCACAAAGAAGAAGCAGGGCCCAUACUUCGCCGGUUCGUUUCGAGCAUCCACAUACCGUCGCUCACGACGUGGUCACCGACUGUCAUCAAAGUCGACAAUCGGUCCAGGAAACGACGCAAACGGGGAGGGAGACGCAACAAGAAGAAAAGGCCGCAGGACCCUCCACCCCCCAGCAAAACCCUAGACGAUCUCCUGAGGAGCAUCACUACAGAGUACCUCGAUGAAGUCCAGCUUCCACGAAGACGUUUCGCCAUAUCGCCUUCCGACGCUAUAUUCGACUCUUACACAUUGGUUCUCACACCCUUGUCCAGGAUACUCGAAGGUCCAUUGCUCGAUCAAUCCAAUAGCGUUUUGCGACGAUUUGGACACCACGACUGCUUCCUUCGUCUGUCAUUCCAGGACGAGAAUCAUACUCCCCUCCGCCGGGAUCCAACCUCAGGAACGAGCAUUGCGGAGCUUCUGAGAACGAGAUUUAGGUCCGUUAUGGUCGAUGGCAUCCGUAUCGCCGGAAGAUAUUUCCAGUUCCUGGGCUACUCAAUGAGCGGUUUGAAAGAUCAUAGUAUCAUGUUUAUGUCAAGUUUCCAUGAUGAAAGAGGGGAGCUGAUGACAGCGGAAGGUAUUCGCCGCACUUUGGGUUCCUUCAACCACAUAUCAAACAAACCUGCCCUCUUGGCCGCUCGCUGGUCGCAAGCCUUUUCUGCAUCGGAUCCCUCUGUCACUCUUGACCCGAAUGAGAUACGGAGGAUUGAUGAUAGGCGUUCACCUUCAGGAUCACUUUUCACGGAUGGUUGUGGCACAAUCUCGCCGUUACUCGCGCGGGACGUUUGGAAGUUUUUGCAACACCGCAGGCGACGAGCCGCCAAGAUGCGCUCGGUUCCUUCUUGCUUUCAGAUUCGCAUCGGUGGGGCCAAAGGUGUUUUAUUCCAAGACCCCACACUAGCCGGACUCGGACGGGUAGUUUGUCUCCGGCCCUCGCAGACCAAGUUCGAGAAUCCUGAGGCACUCACACUUGAUAUCGCGUCGACCUCAGCACGGCCGAUCCGCAUGUUCCUCAAUCGCCCGCUGAUACUCCUCCUCGAAUUCCUCGGUGUUCAAGAUGAUGUGUUCUUAUCCUUACAGAAGGACGCCACUGCGGCCGUGGAACGUGCUCGUGAUUCAUUCACUGACGCAGCGAAGUUAUUUUCUCACCACGGCUUUGGGUCGUCUUUUAGACUCGCGUCUUUGUUCAACAACCUUAUCUCCGAGCUGAAACUUGACGAUAGCGAUCUCCAAGAACUAGGCUGCCAAUUGAUCACCAGAACUGUUGAGUAUGCCGCUACACAUGUUCUUCGCGAGAUCAAGUUUCGAGCCAGGAUUCCCGUACAUGGCUCUUGGACGCUGCUGGGCGUUUCGGACGAAUGGAGCUGUUUACGCGAAGGAGAAAUAUACGCGACCGUCCGAGACGAACGCACUGGCACUUAUGUUCCUAUCGAAGGCCGUGUUCUCAUCACUCGCAGCCCCCAAAUUCAUCCCGGAGAUGUUCAGUUCGUUAACGCCGUGCGCCACCCCAAACUCGAGCACCUUAACAAUGUGGUGGUAUUCUCGUGCGAGGGAGAUCGCAGUUUACCGUCCAUGCUCGGAGGCGGGGAUCUGGACGGCGAUAUAUACAACUUGAUCCUUAAUCCAAAUCUCUUCCCUACACGCACUUCUGUCGCUGGAGCAUACGAGCCGCUUCCGCACAAGGUCACCCCUCAUCCUUGCACCAUAGAGGAUAUUGCGGAUUUCGUCAUUGAUUAUAUCGAAGCAGACCUUGUCGGUUACAUAUCAAUCCUUCACCUCCGCAUAGCAGAUCUUGACCCAAAGGGCCCAAGCUGUGACGAAUGUCUGUUGCUUGCUGAGAAGGCAUCCCAUGCAGUGGAUUUCCAGAAGACCGGCACUCCCGUCAACUUCGACAACCUUCCUCGCGCGGGGCGAUUAAGGCCUGACUUCCUUGCAGGGGAAGUGGUCGAACCUUCGGCCGAGUCCUCCUUUUAUCCCAGUGACAAAGUGCUGGGUGUUCUUUACCGAAACGUUCCCCUGAAGAACGAGGAUGCCAUACACGAGGAGUCUGUCUUUGGGAUAAAGAUCUACGAGUCGGUGACUCGGAUCGCACGUCGGGCUGAGGUCAGGUUUGGUCUCCCUUCCAUCGAUGACUAUCCGGACGAGCUGCUCGACGAGAUGCAUGCGACGAUGAUGGCAUACUCGGAGCAGCUGACGGAAAUUGCGAAGGCACACACUCAGUCCAGAGUACCGGGAGAUUAUCUCACAGAACCAGAGCUCGUUAGUGGGACGAUACAAGGAAAGUGGCACGAUCAUCGCAAACGGAGGGAAACUGUCGCUAGCAUGGAGCUGCAGACGAGGGAACUCUCAAAAUCAAUACGCCAAGAAUUUCGACGACCUCUCCUUAUCGACGAGCCUGCACCAGAAAAUAUUCAAGGCUCUGUAGCAGACACAGAGCAGGAUGACGAGGAUGAUGAAGACGAAGACGAUGAGGAUGAGCUUUCAGAGAUGGAUCUGGAUACGUACAUCCGGGCCUCUGCAGCUUGGCAGGUCGCCAAUGAUGCUCUCGCGGAUGACGUUGAGGCGUUUGGGCCUUCGAGCUUCGGUCUCAUUGCAUUGGGGGUUAUGCUCCAAAUCAUGAAGAAAGCCCGCAAGCUGUCGCAGUGAUUACCUUGAUUUACUGUCCAUCUUUACUUAUCGUGACCGUGUAUGUGUUUGUAUCGUUCAACAAGUGCUGUGUACCCGAGUAUGUAACGCCAGUGUUGGUGUGGUCGUGUAGUCAAAUAUACAAAUCAGAGCAUCUCAAAACGGUAGAAAAUCCAUCAUGUUGUAGCAAAAUCAUAUCAUUGUAACCAAUCCCGGAGCAAAUAUUGGCGCCAUAGCUUCCUCUCUACCCAUGUUCAUUCUCCUCACUUCUUCCAGAAGAACACGCAGUUCCUGCACGUUCCCCGGUUGCAUCGCUCUCUCGUCCUCGCCGCUCUCUUCGUCGCUCUCAGAGUCAUAAUCAUCUCCUUCGUCUUCGUCCAUCGGCAGCGUUCCCAGCAAGUCGCCCGUGCAGUCCUCCAACCGAACCCUCUCCUUUCUGCAUUGUUCAUCCCACCUCCGCCACCUGUCCAAGCCUCCGCCUUCUUCGUCUGGUCCAUCAUUUCUUUCCAACUCCCUGAGCAGUGUCCGGUUCAACACCCUGAUCACUUUCAAUUUUGGGAAAUUCUUGCGAGUGAGCUGAGCGAACGUCAGAUCGUUGGUCCGUUGUAUGAGGUACGUCGUUACAGGAGCGAGAGAGGGCGCUUGAGCCCUCGGCAAUGACGGACUGAACGCGUGUAAGAGCUGAUGUAGCCCAAUGUGCGUCAAAUGAGGAUGAGGCGAGCGGAUGAGUUUGGGGUUGGCGUUUGGGUCGUUCGCUUCAGUGUGGAAAGGAAGACGCCAGUCUGGAUUGAAUGCAAAGUGGGUGAGGAGGGGACAAAGAUCGAGGAUGGCCGAUAUGUCGAGGGAAGGUAUCGUGUUGAGGUCAAGGAAGGAGAUUUGAGUGCCGUGAGCGGUGAGGAACGCCAGGAUGUCUGGCAAGUCGUGACGGUUGGCGACAAAAUCGAGGGAGAAUGAUCGUAGCGAGGGUAGAGUCCAUUCGCAAGCUUGAUCGAGGAACUCUUCGCACAUCCCGCGAAGAGAAAGCUGAUGCAGGGACGGAAGACCUAUGGCUAGAUUCGAUGCUGCACCUAGACAAAGAGUCUUGUCCUCCGAGUCCGAAGGGUCCGCGGUUGGUUCAAAGUUCAGAUAGAUGGACUCGAGCUGGGGAAGCGAGUCGAGUGCCCAUAUAAGGCGAGGCAAUAUUGCUGAGGUGAUCGACCACUGAACCGUACGGAGAGAAUUGGAGAACGUGCACAAUGCAUCGGCGAUGGGGAUGAAGGACGAUGUGAUGGGCCAAUCGACAGCGAAUAUUUCGAGAUUGGGACAUUGCUGGAUGAUCGAAACAAGCAUGCUCUCGAUGUCUGUAAUGGCCAGGUGGCGGGUGGCGAAGUAUCGCAUGAUAUGCAAACGCCUGACGUACCACCCAAGAGAUGAGUCUCGAUCCAGAGCGGAGCAUAAUGCUGGAAGUCGUGAUGGAUCUGAGAGAAACACGCAACGGAAAAUGAGGUAAGAGCCAAUCUGGUACCAUCGCCUACAGGUGAGUAAGAUCGACUUCGUGGCCGCAUAGUUCUUCAUUGGUUUCUGGUAGGCAAAAUCGACCGGAUUGAUCAGAACCCACCCAUCCCCUAUCUUGUCGGGCUCCCAGUGAGACUCUGUCAUGCAGGUCGAUAGUGAGACAUCGAACAGGUUUGGAUCAUUGAUUGCGAGUUCGAAGAUCUGGGUCAGGAUUUCCGCAGGAAGGUCCAUAAUAUAGGUUCGUCCUUCAAUAUCGCUGAGAAAAGCUUAUUGAAAAGGUGGAAGUAGAUCUCUACAGUCCGCUCUACCGCACCAGAUGUCGAUCUG